This is a messenger RNA of Pistacia vera, 987 nucleotides long. RefSeq names its product LIM domain-containing protein WLIM1-like. The transcript has 5 exons. The record is from RefSeq and is a predicted model, not a curated record. Gene Ontology annotation, cellular component: actin cytoskeleton; plasma membrane. Gene Ontology annotation, molecular function: actin filament binding. The coding region runs from base 233 to 826 and encodes 197 amino acids. Gene Ontology annotation, biological process: actin filament bundle assembly. Lineage: Eukaryota; Viridiplantae; Streptophyta; Magnoliopsida; Sapindales; Anacardiaceae.
UCUUCUAUAAAUCAGUUUUUGCAUGUUACCUGAUAUUCAUCACUUUCACCAAACCCCCCCCUAUUUCUCUUUUAUCACCUCUCAUUUCUCUCUUUAUUUUUAUUCAUCAAUAAUCAACUAACUGUCAACAACCAAGAAUUAACCCCUUGCUCUUCUUCAUAAAUCUUUCUUUGUAUUUAUAUUUAUAUACACUAGGUUUGGUUAAUUGGAGAAGGAAUUGAAUUAGCUAGCUAUGGCUACCUUUGCAGGAACUCAACAGAAAUGCAUGGCCUGUGACAAAACUGUGUAUCUUGUUGAUAAGUUAACUGCUGAUAACAGAGUCUUCCACAAGGCCUGUUUCAGGUGCCACCAUUGUAAAGGCACUCUCAAGCUGAGCAACUUCAAUUCUUUUGAGGGAGUGCUCUAUUGCAGGCCUCACUUUGAUCAACUAUUCAAGAGAACUGGCAGUCUGGACAAGAGUUUUGAAGGAACACCAAAAAUCGUGAAACCUGAAAAGCCUGCCGAGAAUAAUGAGAACGCACAAAAAGUUUCCAACAUGUUUGCCGGUACCAGAGAGAAAUGUGUUGGCUGCAAUAAAACCGUUUAUCCAAUUGAGAAGGUUUCUGUAAAUGGAACUGCAUAUCACAGGAGCUGCUUCAAAUGCAGCCAUGGAGGGUGCACAAUCAGCCCAUCUAACUACAUAGCACACGAGGGAAAACUCUAUUGCAAGCAUCACCACAUUCAACUCUUCAAGGAGAAAGGAAACUACAGCCAGCUUGAGAAUGAUCAUGACAAGAAUCCAAUGACUGACAAACUUCCAUCUGUGGAAAUCGCGGCGGAGUCAUAACCUUCAAAUGAAUUUUCUUAUUGAAAUUCUACUUACUCUUACAGGAUGGUUUUUUACGCUUUAAGCUUUGUUAAUGUAUUUCUGUUAUGAUUUGUGGGCAUUGGGUUUUUUUCUAAGCGAGGUUGAGUGAGUAUAAUAAGAUUUUGCCACAGGUUGUUACA